AUGUUUCGACGAACACUCUUGAGAUCAGGACAACCCAUCAUCCAGAGACCACAUCAAAUCUGCAGACAGGGAAAUGCAGCUGAGGCACCACCCAAUAGUUCAGGGGGACAGACUUCCACUGCUCAUCAAGAUAAGACGCAAGAUCAAACGAACAGUCUUCUUUUAGAUCAAUUGAGGGAGAAUACACUCACGAAUCAUGGCGACUCUUACGAUAUGAACAGCAUGACGGUCAACGAGAUGGAGAGCAAGUUGGAGUCAAGACUACAGAAGUUGGAAAGCGAUUAUCAAUUAAUAGAAAAUGAAAUCUGGAAGUUGGAAUAUUAUAGAGACCAAGAAUAUGCUGCAGAAGUGGUGUUUCUCAGCUCCACUCAAAAUGCACAACGUAAGAAGCAAAUAGCUAAUCCAAUCGAUGUACGAGUCAACGUAUACGAUCAAACCGGAUUAGCAUUCGACGUCAAUCUGUCAACAGCAAUGAAUCAAGCUGAUCGGCACCCUGCCUACUUUGAUAUCUGUUUAAAUACGGGUUUCGGAGCACCAAAGGAUCUCAUCAAUCGCUUACUUAAAUGGAAUAAGGCGGGGGAAUAUCAAGUUUACCGCAUCUUCGGUGAUCAUGGAGAAGCUUGGCACAAGGGCUUUGCUGAUACUUGUCCCAAGCCUUUCAAAACAUGGUUGUCGUCAAUAGUUUGUCCUCAAAAACUCGAAUCAGCUGUAUUUCAUGAUUCAUCCCCCAAUCUCGAAAUCCUUAUUCAGUAUCAAAAGGAACAAGUCAAGAAAUCUAUUCAAGAAUGGGACGAAGCUUAUACAGCAGACAGAUCAAAUUAUGGAAAGAAACGAAAGCAAUGUCGAAAGACAAUUGAAGAGGAUUACAGGGAGAGGGAAUUGAUCGCACGUAUCAAGGAAAAUUUAUUCCACGGGGUGAAGUUGGAUCGAUAG
Molecule: messenger RNA, 933 nt
Organism: Botrytis porri
Lineage: Eukaryota; Fungi; Ascomycota; Leotiomycetes; Helotiales; Sclerotiniaceae
Exons: 4
Coding region: 1-933 (310 amino acids)
Source: RefSeq, a predicted model, not a curated record